AUCCGGAGCAGCAGCAGCAAGAGGCUUCCAAAACACCAAGUCUGCCAAAGCGAAGGAAACAGAUUGGUGGGGGAACAAAGGAUUGGGUGAAGGUGAAAGAAUGGGUAAAUCCAACCAUCUACCCUGCACGUACCAGAAUGGCAACGAGAAAGCUGCUGAGCUCCACAAGUGGAGGAGCCACAACUGAGCAGCAGGAACAGGCUCAAGGCGAAGAUGCAGUGCUGUUCUUGGGUGAUGACCAAGAGUCAGAUGACGAGGAGCCUGCAUACUGCUUUUACGCACCAAUACAACCUCCGAGCAUGGAUCAUGCGCUAGCCGGGCCUCAACGGGGGAAGUGGCUCGUUUCAAGAGAUGCAGAGUACAACAGCCAGAUGGAGAAUCACACAUGGGACCUGGUGUACUUGCCAAAUGGGAAGAAGGCAAUACAGUGCAAGUGGCUGGCAAAAAUCAAGACGCAUGAGAAAGGAGAGCCAUCAGUUUACAAGAGCAGGCUGGUGGCAAAGGGGUUUCAGCAGAAAGAGAAGGAAGAUUACAAUGAAGUGUUUGCCCCAACUGCUAAGUCUCCAACGCUACGUGUGCUGCUGGCGGUAGCUGCUGUGCGCAAAUGGAAGGUGAAGCAGAUGGACAUCGUAACCGCUUUUCUGUACGGCAUUGUGGAAGAGGAGGUGUACAUGGUUCAACCACCUGGCUAUGAGGAUGGAACCGGUCGUGUCUGCAAACUUAACAAGGCCAUCUAUGGCUUGAAGUAGGCCCCGAGAUGCUGGUACAACAGGCUGGCCAGUGCACUGGAAGGGAUUGGAUUCCGUGCGAGUGCAUGCGACGAGAGCCUAUUCCUGAUGGGAGAGGGGGAGUCACUUGUGCUUCUGCUGGUGUACGUGGAUGACAUCCUGCUCUUCAGCAGCAGUGACAAGGAGAUCGAUGGGGUGCAGCGGAAGCUCACAGAGCAGUUCAAGUGCAAGUCACUUGGAGAGGCAAGGUACUACCUGGGAAUGCACAUUGAGCGGGAUACUGAACGUGGCUGGCUCAAACUGCAUCAGGGACAGUACAUCAACACCUUGGCUGAGAAGUACUCUCUGCAGGAAGAACGGGAAGUGGUCACACCUUUGCCUUCUGAGUUCAAACUCAUAAAGGCAGCUGAAGGAGAAGGAGUUGAGAGUGAAGACCAGAGGCAAUUCCAAUCCAUGGUCGGGAGCCUACUCUACGCUGCUGUGCAUACUCGGCCUGACAUCAGCUUUGCUGUGGGACAGCUGGCUCGAAUAGUGCAAAAUCCAACAGAAGAGCAGUGUGGUGCAGCGGAGAGAGUGGUGCACUACCUCAAGUCAUACCCUACAGUGGGAGUACAGUAUUCAGCCUCUGCUCAACUCAGUCAAAAAGGAAUUGAAGUCCUCAAAGAGAAGGGGGAGCAGCUCGGAGAAGGAAAGGUGUUCCUUUCCUGUUUUGCUGAUGCCACGUGGGCUUCUGAGCAUGAGGAUUCAUCAUCAGUUGGUGGAUACAUCUGCAUGGUGGGAGGUGGGCCUGUGAGUUGGAGGUCCAAGAAGCAGUCUGAGACGGCACUAUCUUCAGUGGAAUCUGAGUACAUGGCGAUGUUUCAUGCGGCAAAAGAAAUCAUCUGGCUAAGGAGGCUCUUGAAGGAGAUCGGCCAUGAACAGACUUGUGCGACACCUCUGUUCAGUGAUAGCAAGGGAGCCAUUGCCAUGGCACGCAAUGCAGUUCUUCAUGGGUUGAACAAGCACAUGAGGAUCAAGUGGCAUUGGCUGCGGAAGGAGGUGAAGCUUGGGACACUGGAUCCGAUCUACGUGAAAACUCAGCAACAGCCAGCCGACUUCCUUACCAAGCGGCUAGCUGAAGAGCCACACUGGCGCUGUGCGAGGAUGGCGGGAAUGUCCUUGAACUAGAGACGGCGAAACAAGCCGACAGUC
Messenger RNA from Closterium sp. NIES-67, 1919 nucleotides. The record is from the annotation of a GenBank genome assembly. NCBI's taxonomy places the organism in Eukaryota, Viridiplantae, Streptophyta, Zygnematophyceae, Desmidiales, Closteriaceae.